AGAUACAGUACCAAAAAAAAUGACUUAAGUAAUACUUUCAAGUAUUUUUACUUAAGUACUUUACACCACUGGUCUGGAGUUACUGUCAGUGGAUACAGGGAGGAACCCGAAUAUGAAUACAUCAUCAGCAAAACUUAAAAAGUAGAAAUAAUACGAGUUUCAUAAAGUGAUCUAAGACAAGCACCCAGGGCAGACAGUGGGGAGGGGGCAGACAGAAGUAGGGAAUUCGUAAUGCAGUUUGGAUCUAGUCUGACUCUGAGCUGAUGAACAACUCUGUUGCUCUAUCACUGAUGUGCCAGAGAAGCGGUUGGUGAGCUGAAUUAGUUGAAUGAGUCUUACCUUGCUCCUACUGACCUGUGAGCCAUACAUUGUUAAUGAGCAGUAGGGCUACAUCUCAGUGUCAUUAAGUGUUUGACUUGGACUGAAAUAGGUGCCGGUACUGGUGUUGGGUGCCGGUACUGUUUAUAUUUAGGUGCAGGAGCUCCACAAUACUUUUGAGCAAAUUAUUCUAUGAAGAACAAGAGCUCAAGCAUUAGAACAUUUGAGGUGCCAGAGUACUGGUGAGCUCCUGUCUAAAUCAAGCACUGAGCGUCAAUAUUGUUUCACCUUUAUGUAAACUCAUAGGCUAUUUCCUAACAAAUAAUAGGUAAAUGUUACUGUUUGUGUUUGGGCCUAUAUCUAUUUACUAUUCUUUGAAACCAUACAUUUAUUCAAGUUAAAUAGCUUCUCACAAGUGGGCAAGGCAUGAAAUAGAUAGCCUAGGGCUCGGCUAUAGGCUAAAAUACCAUGCACAGCAGGUGGAUUACCUCAUUGCCGCGGGGGGUGAUGGUAAACGACAAUUCAGCUCACUCAUAUCGCCAUCAACACUCAGAGAGAAUGCUGCGCUGGAUGGCGGACAAAUUCAACCAUGGUUAGAUGGUUUGCGACCAUCAGAUCUGCAAUUUGUGCAUUCCGGUCGAUGAGUGCAGCCUACGAAGUAAGUUCUGUUAAUCUCGCACCUGAAAAUAGACAAUUACAGCCUAUUAUAAAUGACUUUCGUAUGACAAAAUCAGUUAGGCCUAGCCUAAAUAGUUAUUUUGUCAUUCCUAAAAGGAAUGUCCCUCUAGCCUAGACUGUAGUGGUAUAACCAAGAGAAAUACCUUCAUAAUUGUAUCAUCACCAUUAUUAUCUAUACCACUAUUCAUGCCAACACCUUGUUAUUUCAUAAAGAGCUAUACACACUUCUGUGAGAGAGAAAAAAUCAUAAAAGUGUAACUCUUGUAGGCGACAGAGAGUUAAAAUACAGAAGAGGUUAUCCGAGGUUCAAUAUGCUGUGUCGUUGUGUCAGGGAUUUUCUAAAUCCUCCUGAAGCAAGAAGCUAAACCUACUUUAGCUUAUCCAGCCGGCCGACUGAUUUGAGUAGCCUAUCAACAAAACGUCUCAGAUACAGUAUUUCUGUGCGUGUUUUGCAAUUGUGACCCUUUUCAUAAUUUACCAAUCUGACGUUAGGUGGCAGUACUGUCGCUUGCAUAGACAUCCUUCUGAAAUCUGCUAUGUGAGUUAUAAAAUGUAAACUUCUAGGAGCAAAUAAUUCACACCAACUAUUUGGAUAGCUUCAUCAGAGUGAAUAUUUACUUUAUAUAAUGUAAAGUGAUAAAAUGCAUUUAACUCAUCAUAUAAUGCAUUUUUGCAGCGUUUAGGGAUGGCCACAACAUGGCAGAAAAUCCAACUGUUCUACCAAGGGGUGCUAGAUAAUGGAGACAAAAGAACUGACAGCUGGUUGCUGGUGUACUCACCUGUGCCAAUCACUUGCAUCUUUCUGUGCUACCUGGUCCUCAUAUGGGUGGGCCCCAAGCUGAUGGCUCAGAGACAGCCAGUCAACCUCAAGCCUGUGCUCAUCAUUUACAACUUUGCUAUGGUCUGCCUGUCUGCCUACAUGUUCUAUGAGUUCACAGCGUCAUCCUGGUUGGCAAAUUAUAGUAUAUUAUGUCAGCCUGUGGACUACAACACCAGCCCACUGGCAAUGCGGAUGGCCACGGUCUGCUGGUGGUUCUUCUUCUCCAAAGUCAUCGAGCUCAGUGACACUCUUUUCUUCAUCCUGAGGAAGAAGAACAGUCAGCUGACGUUCCUGCAUGUCUACCACCACGGCACCAUGAUCUUCAACUGGUGGGCUGGGGUCAAAUACGUGGCAGGAGGCCAGUCCUUCCUUAUAGGCCUUAUCAACUCAUUGGUGCAUGUGGUGAUGUAUCUAUACUAUGGGCUGGCAGCGCUGGGGCCUCACAUGCAGCAGUAUCUGUGGUGGAAGCGCUACCUCACCUCCCUGCAGCUGCUCCAGUUUUUCAUAGUGACCAUCCACACCAGCUACAACCUGUUCACUGACUGCGACUUCCCAGACUCCAUGAAUGCUGUGGUGUUUGCCUACUCCCUCAGCCUCAUCGUACUCUUCAGAAACUUCUACUAUCAGAGCUACCUCACCAAGAAGAGCAAACAGACAUGAGACACGGAUGUAGAGGCAAUUAUUACUUAUUUUAUUAAAUUGGUCAUGUAUGUUUUUUAAAUAUUUAUUGACCCAUCACGUUUAAGUAAAACAGGUCUCUAUCCGCUGGACAUAAGCUUCUGUUUGUUUCUGUUCCAGCCUCCCCUCCAACCAUUAGGGUAACACACACACACUCAGGGAGAGCUAGCCCUCUCCCAUUCCCUCCCAUCCCCCCUUAGGUCAUUAGGGAUGAAGUCCCAGCCACGCUCUGGCGACUCUGCCAAAUUGAAAUAAACCUGAGCAGGCCUCCUGCUCUUCACUCCACUUAUUUAUCUAAUCUCUCUCUGUGACACUUCAUUUGUCUUCGGAGUCAUUGGCUGAGAGGUUAGCCAAUCGCAAGUCAGCUGGCAGUCUAAAACCGCACCCUGUGCCCCUCCUACUCUCUCCCUCUCUGACUCUGUUCUGUGAGUCCCAAUAACUCAACUAGGUGAACCGAACAAGUGUGCUCGCAUACUCCCUUAGAAGACUUUUGCUUGAAAAGAAAAAAAAGUACUGUUGCAAUAGUACUGUUUGUCCACCUUGAGAUGCCGUAGCCAGUAUACACUUCCUCAAAUUAGUCAGAAUUAAUCUAAGAUAACUCAAAAAAUCUGUAAUUCAUUUAAAAGUUUUUCAUUUAGAAGUCGCUAAGAUGUUUGGUGCAGUAUUUCUCAAGGGAACUAUUUUUUGCAUGAAAACAAGUCGUCUAUCGUUGUGAAUGACAACAAACACUUGAAGAAUCCCUACUGCUGACCAAUGAGGCGUAGACUUCAGCUACCGAAAUUCUGCUUGCCUCAAUAAUUUUUUUGUUCUUAUGAACAGCCGAAAAACCUUUGCUAAAGAACAAAACGAACAAAAACGUCAAAAUGUCUUUAUAAUAUAUGCACAAACUGUUUCGGAUGGAAAGCCUGCAGACGCCUUUAGCUGAUCCUGUUUCCAGUGUCUAUUUGAACCAUUCAAGUGAGGAUGACUUUGAGGGGGUUUCCAUCUUAUGUCACUACUUUAUGACUUGUGAACAGUAAAGCCUAAUUUCAUUACUGAAACUGAUAAGCCUGUUUCCCUUCCUUCUUUGAAAGUCCUUAAAGUCGAGUGACAAUUAGUGUCUGUCCGUAUAGUGUCACCAGUGACUGACUGUUCUAGUUUUCCAUCCUGAGUGUGUAACUCUCGCUAUUCAUGGGUUCUGGAAAAUGACGUAGCUUGUAUUGCAGUGCAUGUGCUCAGUCUGUUGUGUUGAAUUGCAUGACAGCUGUCUUUUAAGAAAGCAGUUCAACAACAAUCACUAAGAGUUCAGUCAAGCAGGCACUGUGACGUCUUUGUGACUCGUGUCAUGACCAAGGACAGAGGGGCUUUAUGGCCCCAUGUAAAGUAGCCGGUUUGAAAUGUCUCUGGUACACUCUUAGCCAGCAGCAUACCACCCUGCAUCCCACUGCUGGCUUGCUUCUGAAGCUAAGCAGGGUUGGUCCUGAU
Molecule: messenger RNA, 3958 nt
Organism: Salvelinus namaycush (lake trout)
Lineage: Eukaryota; Metazoa; Chordata; Actinopteri; Salmoniformes; Salmonidae
Product: elongation of very long chain fatty acids protein 4-like
Exons: 7
Coding region: 1682-2476 (264 amino acids)
Biological process (GO): fatty acid elongation, saturated fatty acid; sphingolipid biosynthetic process; fatty acid elongation, monounsaturated fatty acid
Cellular component (GO): endoplasmic reticulum membrane
Molecular function (GO): fatty acid elongase activity
Source: RefSeq, a predicted model, not a curated record